AUGGGCGGUCACGGACAUGGGCAUGGCGAUCAUGGACACGGUCAUCACGAGCCUUACGUAAUUCCAGAUUAUCGAAUCUACAAAGUGGCCGACUGCCCCAAACUGGUUGUUGUUGAAAAAGCCCUUGCGGCUCAAGGCUUAAAAGACCCCUGGUUGCGUAACGAAGCCUGGCGCUACCACAAGGGUUUUGGCACGAAGGCGCAGAUGAUGAAACUCACCUUUUUUCGAGGCUUUAAAUAUGGCUUCGCAGCCUUUGUAUUGACUAUGGUUGGCACCAAAAUCUACGAACAACAAUUUCCUGAUGAACAUGGACAUGGUCACCAUUAA
Messenger RNA from Dendroctonus ponderosae (mountain pine beetle), 327 nucleotides. It is a transcript of the gene ND-B12, whose product is annotated as NADH dehydrogenase [ubiquinone] 1 beta subcomplex subunit 3. Gene Ontology annotation, biological process: electron transport chain; mitochondrial respiratory chain complex I assembly. The coding region runs from base 1 to 327 and encodes 108 amino acids. Gene Ontology annotation, cellular component: mitochondrion. The transcript has a single exon. Lineage: Eukaryota; Metazoa; Arthropoda; Insecta; Coleoptera; Curculionidae. The record is from RefSeq and is a predicted model, not a curated record.